Molecule: messenger RNA, 1227 nt
Organism: Lindgomyces ingoldianus
Lineage: Eukaryota; Fungi; Ascomycota; Dothideomycetes; Pleosporales; Lindgomycetaceae
Exons: 2
Coding region: 126-980 (284 amino acids)
Source: RefSeq, a predicted model, not a curated record
CCGAUCCACACCCUCAUAGUGAUUUUCUUGCGCCAAAUACUAACACAAAUUUCCCCAGGCCCCACCGAACCCGUUCCCGAGACCACUCUCCAGCUUCAAAUGUAACUAUUUACAGCACGAUAAGCAUGGGCAAUGAUCGUAACUCUGCUAUACUGGUCCAGAACAGUGAACAUGCUACGAGAUCGUUAGGGAAUCACCAAUCAAAUCCAUCUCCCCCUCUCCUUCCAGCAGGUCCGGAGAUGUUUACCAAUGCCGACUCGCCAAAAUCGCCAUCUAAUAUUAGGCCGCAAACAAACAAAACAUUAGCAUCCCGGACCCGAGGCUGUGAUAACCAUCAAGCGUCGCUCAUCAUUCCUCCUACGCCUGUCCCUAACAACCCAGCACUUCGUCAAAAGAUUGCGCCGUUGGGUGAGCAAACCUUUAAAGAUGAAGAGGAGAUCCGAAAAAUGGAGAAAGUUACGCCUCAGUCAACCGGCAUGGACAACAUCAAGAAUCGAAUGAACGAGUUGCCGAAAGAAGCAGCUGCUAAGGUCGAACGAAGAGACUCGAGGGAGAGAAUCCGAACUGCAAGACGUGAGAGGGCUCAGAGAGGGAGAAACAAAGCUUAUCUUGAACGAGCUGCGAAAAGGAAUGUCGAAAGUCCAAAGAAAGAAGAGAACACAGCCUGUCUUGAACGGGUCCCGGUAAGGAUCGUCGAAAAUCCAAAGACAGUUCUCGAAGGUGGCCCCAAUGGCGGGAUGGAUUUGAUUAAGAAGAGGUUUGCUAGUUUAUGCAUUGAGACUUCUGAAUACACGAUUAGUGAGCUUUCGGAGUCAGAAUCGGGCGAGGUGCAGCAGUCUAGUGACCAACAUAGUCAGCCCAGUAUCUCGAGAAAUGGUUGUGGGACCAGAGGGGAAGAGAAGAAGGCAACAUUGGAACCAGAGGAUGAGGUUGAUGAGCUAUUGAGGGAAUGGACAACUGUUCGUGGAUCGUUUAAUUAGAAAGAAGUGUAUGAAGGAAUUAUUUUACCGCAUAUUCUAUAGUUCGAUAUGGCCAUGGCACGCUAUCACCGAGUGUAAGAGACUCUUUCUUCGCUCUCCCUUCACCUCCAAGAAAGCCAUGACAUUAAACGUGAAUUUCCGAAAGCCGUAAUCCUAUCCUGAUUCCUAAUAAGGGUAAUGGUACAGCGCAUGCGCACCUUUGAUAUUCACUCAACCAAGAGGCCACAACAUAUACAUUGCAUUGAUU